This is a messenger RNA of Aspergillus puulaauensis, 1809 nucleotides long. Its product is annotated as flavin-containing monooxygenase. The coding region runs from base 1 to 1809 and encodes 602 amino acids. Gene Ontology annotation, molecular function: NADP binding; flavin adenine dinucleotide binding; N,N-dimethylaniline monooxygenase activity. The record is from RefSeq and is a predicted model, not a curated record. Lineage: Eukaryota; Fungi; Ascomycota; Eurotiomycetes; Eurotiales; Aspergillaceae. The transcript has 6 exons.
AUGACAGUCUCCUACAUUAACGGGCAGGGCCAGCGAGUAAGACCAUUUCAGCCUGAGGUGCCUGCAUACUCGAUCCCCCAGGACACAACAUGGAACGACCCAAACAAUCGCCGGCUGCGUGUCAUUACGAUUGGCGCUGGAUUCUCGGGCAUCCUGAUGGCGUAUCAGGUGCAGAAGCAGUGUCAGAACAUGGACCAUGUUGUUUAUGAGAAGAGCGGCGAUAUUGGGGGAACCUGGCUCACGAAUCGAUAUCCAAACGCUGGCUGUGACAUUCCCAGUCAUGCGUACACUUAUCGAUUUGCAUUAUACCCCGACUGGCCGCGUUACUUCUCCUAUGCCGCCGAUAUCUGGGAAUAUCUAGACAAGGUGUGCAAUGCCUUCGAUCUCCGAAAGUACAUGCAGUUCCAUACAGAAGUGAUUGAGAGUCGCUGGGUCGAAGACAAGGGCCAGUGGAAUGUUCGUCUCCGGCGACAGCUGCCUGGACAUGAGCCGGUGGAGUUUGACGAUUACUGCCAUGUGCUACUCAACGCAUGCGGAUGGCCCGAUACGCCAGGACUGCACCAGCGCUUCAAAGGGCGGGUCGUCCACACCGCGAGCUGGCCAGACAACUACAAGCCAGAGCAGUGGAAAGACGAGCGCGUCGCAGUCAUCGGCUCCGGUGCAUCUUCCGUUCAGGCUGUCGCUGGUAUGCAACCACGUACAGGCCAUCUUGACGUCUUUGUACGCACCGGCGUCUGGUUCGGCGUUUUAGCAGGCAACACAGGGACACCAACAAAGGUUUACAGCGAGAGUGAAUGCACCGAAUUCAAGACCAAUCCGACAGCCUUGGUCGACCAUGCAAAGAGCAUCGAGGCCGAGGUUAAUGGCAUGUGGGGAGCCUUCUACCGCGACUCGGUGGCUCAGAAGGGGGCAUCGAAUUUCUUCCGCCAGCGCACUGCCAGUAUCAUCAAGGACGAGCGCUUGGCUCAAGGCUUCACGCCUGAAUUUGGCUUUGGUUGUCGUCGGAUAACACCCGGAGACCCUUAUAUGGAGGCCAUCCAGCAGUCCAAUGUCGAUGUCCAUUUCACUGCUGUUGCCAGCUGUACUGAAGAUGGUGUCGUUGGGGCGGACGGUGUAGAGAGGAAGGUAGACACCAUUGUCUGUGCGACUGGGUUCGACAACACUUAUCGUCCGCAGUUUGCGACCAUCGGGCGGAAUGGAGUCGACCUCCGCGACAAGUGGGAGAAAAGCCCCGAGGCGUAUCUCGGGCUCGCUGUGCCGGAGAUGCCCAACUACCUCACGUUCAUCGGCCCGUCAUGGCCUAUUCAGAACGGCAGUGUCAUGGCCCCCCUGCAUUCGGUCUCCGAGUAUGCAAUCCAGCUGCUGAAGAAGAUGCAGAAUGAGAAUAUCCGCAGCUGGGUUCCUCGACAGCAGGUUACAGACCAGUUCAACGAGCAUGUCCAGGAGUGGGUGAAGCACACUGUCUGGAGUGACGAUUGUCGAAGCUGGUAUAGAAACAACGAAACGGGCCGCGUCAACGCCAUCUGGCCAGGCUCGUCGCUGCAUUAUCAGCAGGUAAUCGAGCGGCCGCGGUACGAGGACUUUGAGAUCCGCUACUUCGAAUCGAACCCCUGGGCGCAUCUGGGAAUGGGGUGGACUGCCCUAGACCGCGCAGGGGGGAAAAAGGCAGAUGUCUCGCCGCAUUUAUGCUUGGACAAUAUCGACCCGAUAUGGUUCAAAGCAAUUGGUGGCGACCUGAAUAUGCUCGAGUGGCAGCGAUAUAAAGCAAAUACCAAAUCACAGAACAAGGCCGGUGAGGCAGACACUUAA